AUGAACAGUCGUAAGUUGUCCAUCAACAGGAGUGACGGGUGGUUGUUGUUGCUUUCUGUGUUUGUUCCACCUGUUCCUGUGCUCAUCAGGAAAGGUUUCUUUAGUAGAGAUUUCUUAUUGAAUGUGCUGCUAUUCGUUAUCCUGUUUAUUCCAGCUAUUGCACAUGCAGCCUACGUGAUCAUUGAGACUAGUGAUGAGAGGAAUAAAGAUUAUGAACCUGUACCAGUUCCAUCUCAGGAUGAUGAGGAGGGACCAGGAAAUGGUGAUUUUGACGUUGAUUUAGAAUCUAAUGCGCUACCACUUUAUGAUGAUGUCGUGGCUUCCAGUGAACAACCUACGGAUGCUCCCACGGAUAACAAGAUCCAGAAAUAA
Torulaspora delbrueckii is the source of this 372-nucleotide messenger RNA. RefSeq names its product Sna3p (gene SNA3). NCBI's taxonomy places the organism in Eukaryota, Fungi, Ascomycota, Saccharomycetes, Saccharomycetales, Saccharomycetaceae. The transcript has a single exon. Bases 1 to 372 code for a protein of 123 amino acids. The record is from RefSeq and is a predicted model, not a curated record. Gene Ontology annotation, cellular component: membrane.